Contarinia nasturtii (swede midge) is the source of this 535-nucleotide messenger RNA. Its product is annotated as mitotic-spindle organizing protein 1-like. Bases 153 to 425 code for a protein of 90 amino acids. NCBI's taxonomy places the organism in Eukaryota, Metazoa, Arthropoda, Insecta, Diptera, Cecidomyiidae. Gene Ontology annotation, biological process: gamma-tubulin complex localization; mitotic spindle assembly; microtubule nucleation by interphase microtubule organizing center. The record is from RefSeq and is a predicted model, not a curated record. Gene Ontology annotation, cellular component: centrosome; interphase microtubule organizing center; spindle. The transcript is spliced from 3 exons.
AGUAUAUAUAAAACUGUAAAAAUACAUUUCCGAAAGAAAUAUAUUUUUGGUAUGCAAAAGUAUUUAAAAAACUAAAAUUAACUUUAUAGAGUUAGAGAAUUAAAGAUCUCUACAAUAUUUUGGAUUUUCAUACAAAUUUGCUGUUGAAAGAUAUGAGGAAUCGCAACAUUAUGUCAUCUGAGCAACCAAAUAAUGACGAUAUACGUGCAAAUGGCAACGAGCAAAGCUACAUUCAACUUCAACAAUCGCAAAAAGUUCGAAAAACGCUAAACAAUAUGUCACAUCUACUAAAUACCGGACUUAAUGCUGAAACUCUGGAUGUAUGCAUUCGGUUAUGUGAAGCAGGUGUUCAUCCCGAAGCACUAGCAGAUAUUGUGACCUCUAUCCGUUCUGAAAUGGACGCUCUUAAUCGCGAUAGCUAUUAAGGUUUUAACACGUUGAUAAAUACAAGAAUGUUCAUGUAUUUUUCUGUUCUACAGAAAUGCAUUAUUAAAGCUAAUAUCGCAUAAUAAAAUCUAGUUUUAAACAAUAAAAA